Molecule: messenger RNA, 954 nt
Organism: Nyctereutes procyonoides (raccoon dog)
Lineage: Eukaryota; Metazoa; Chordata; Mammalia; Carnivora; Canidae
Product: olfactory receptor 51L1-like
Exons: 1
Coding region: 1-954 (317 amino acids)
Biological process (GO): G protein-coupled receptor signaling pathway
Cellular component (GO): membrane
Molecular function (GO): olfactory receptor activity
Source: RefSeq, a predicted model, not a curated record
AUGAGGAUAUCCACCCUACCAAGGGCCAACAUGAGCUUCUCUACAUUCCUGCUAACAGGUUUCCCAGGCCUGGAAUGGGCUCACCACUGGCUCUCACUACCCAUUUUUGUAGGAUACUUGGUGGCCCUCAUAGGUAAUGCUACCAUCUUGCAUCUGGUACGAACUGAACCUUCUCUCCAGCAGCCCAUGUACUACUUCUUGGCCAUCCUGGCUGUGACAGACUUGGGCCUGUGCAUGUCCACGCUGCCCUCAGUGUUAGGUGUACUGUGGUUUGACGCCCGGAGGGUGGGCCUGGUGCCGUGUGUUCUGCAGCAGCAUUUCCUGCACUCCUUCUCCUUCAUGGAGUCAGCUGUGCUCUUUGCUAUGGCCCUGGACCACCUGGUGGCCAUCCGGUUCCCAUUGCAUUAUGCAUCUGUGCUCACAGGUCCUCGCGUGGCACUGGCCGGGGCUGUGCUGGGUAUGCGCAGUGCCGCCAUCACAGCUGCGCCCUCACUGCAUCUGUUGAAGUUUGACUAUUGUCGCCCAGGGUCUCUGUCUCAUGCCUACUGCCUUCACCAGGACAUGAUCCGCCUGGCCUGCUCCGACACACGCUUCAACAGACUCUAUGGGCUGUGCAUCAUCAUGCUGGCCAUGGGUUCAGAUGUCCUUUUCAUCCUGCUCUCCUACACUGUCAUCGUCCGCACUGUGCUGGCCAUUGCUUCUGCCAGGGAGAGGCUCAAAGCCCUCAAUACUUGUGUCUCGCACAUCCUGGCUGUGCUUUGCUUCUAUGUGCCUGUGCUAGGCCUUUCCAUCGUGCACAGAUUUGGACACCACACUUCGCCCUUAGUGCACAUCCUCAUGGGCACCGUCUCCGUGCUCUUCCCACCCCUGAUGAACCCUGUUAUCUAUAGCAUCAAGACCCAGCAGAUCCGCAGGGCCAUCCUCAAGGUGGUUUCACUGGGGAAGAUACAGUGA